AUGGCGUCCGAAAAGGCAAACAACCCCAUGCGGGAGCUCAAGAUCCAGAAGCUGGUUCUGAACAUUUCCGUCGGUGAAUCUGGUGACAGACUCACGCGUGCCGCCAAGGUGCUCGAGCAGCUGUCGGGUCAGACGCCCGUCUACAGCAAGGCCCGCUACACCGUCCGUACCUUUGGCAUCCGUCGUAACGAAAAAAUUGCCGUCCACGUCACUGUCCGAGGCCCCAAGGCCGAGGAAAUCCUUGAGCGUGGCCUCAAGGUCAAGGAGUACGAACUGCGCAAGCGCAACUUCUCCGAGACUGGCAACUUCGGCUUCGGCAUCAGCGAGCACAUCGAUCUCGGCAUCAAGUACGACCCCUCGAUCGGUAUCUACGGCAUGGACUUUUACUGCUGCAUGACCCGCCCCGGCGAGCGUGUCACCCGCCGAAGACGCAUGAAGAGCAAGAUUGGUGCCAGCCACCGCAUCAAGCGCGAGGAGACAACCAAGUGGUUCAAGCAGCGCUUCGACGGCAUUGUCCGAUAA
This is a messenger RNA of Hirsutella rhossiliensis, 522 nucleotides long. Its product is annotated as ribosomal protein l5 domain-containing protein. Gene Ontology annotation, biological process: translation. Gene Ontology annotation, cellular component: ribosome; cytosolic large ribosomal subunit. Bases 1 to 522 code for a protein of 173 amino acids. Gene Ontology annotation, molecular function: RNA binding; structural constituent of ribosome. The transcript has 3 exons. NCBI's taxonomy places the organism in Eukaryota, Fungi, Ascomycota, Sordariomycetes, Hypocreales, Ophiocordycipitaceae. The record is from RefSeq and is a predicted model, not a curated record.